Messenger RNA from Lycium ferocissimum, 819 nucleotides. RefSeq lists its product as uncharacterized. The transcript has a single exon. The record is from RefSeq and is a predicted model, not a curated record. NCBI's taxonomy places the organism in Eukaryota, Viridiplantae, Streptophyta, Magnoliopsida, Solanales, Solanaceae. Bases 1 to 819 code for a protein of 272 amino acids.
AUGGUCAUUGAUCAUGGCUUUUUCAUUAUACUAGGGGAGUUAAACAAGGUUAUCCCUUGUAACCUCGCUUCUAUUCAUCCUAUCUCGCCGGUUCUUACAAGGGCAUUAAAUGCAUUAUUUGAGGAUCACAAGUUUAACGGAUUUGGUAUGCCAAAAUGGAGUCCUAAGUUAAAUCAUCUUGCUUAUGCAGAUGACACAAUCAUUUUCACAUCUGCAGAGAACUAUUCUUCGAACUUAAUUAUGAACACUCUACAGAAGUAUGAGGAGAUUUCUAGACAACUAAUCAACAAAGGAAAGAGUUCUUUUUAUAUGUAUUCUAACGUUACAAACAAUCUGGUUCAGCAGGUGGAAACCAUCACUGGAUUUUCAAGAGGUUCUUUUCCUUUUGUAUAUCUAGGUUGUCCUAUUACUUAUGCUAGGAAAAGAAAGGCUGAUUAUAAUAAUCUCCUCAAGAAGGUAAAGGACAAGCUGCAUGAAUCAAAAGGAAAGUUAUUAUCUCCAGGAGGAAAAGCAUUGUUAAUUACUAGUGUAUUGCAAAGCAUUCCUAUCCACUUGUUAUUUGCUAUUAAACUUCCAAAAUUUUUAAUCAAGGACAUUCACAAGAUUUUUGCAAGAUUCUUCUGGAGUAGUAAUGAAGAUGUUAAAAAGAGACCUUGGUCAGCAUGGUUGAAUAUGUGCUAUCCAAAGCAUGAAGUGGGAUUAGGAUUUAGGUCCAUUUUUGAUGUAUCAAAAGCUCUGUGUGCUGAACUGUGGUGGAGGUUUAGAACUGUGCACUCUUUAUGGUUAAAUUUUAUGUGGACCAAGUAUUGCAAAAAGUAG